AUGGUGCAGGGCCUUCUGGACGAAAAGACGCUGCAACUUCAUACGACAUGCACCGUGAAUAUCGACUCGGCGCCAAAACGCACGGACUUUGGUGCACAGACGUCGUGUACCCUAGAGAUCACCGUCUUCGGGCCUUGGGAGCUAUUCGCGUCCAUCGGUCUGUGGUUCCAGGAAUAUGAUGUGUAUUUACAAGAUCCCCGAACCUGUCAUUUGGACGUGAAAUAUUGCAACCCACACAAACUUGCUUCCGGGGAUCUCGAAACCUGUCCCACACUUUCUGAGGUCACUUCUCGUAAGAUUGGACUCGGUUACAUGCAGGACAUUACUUCACGCCCGGAUUUGCUCGAUUUGCUCAAUGGCCAGAACGACCUCGAGGAGGCCCCGACGCCAUCAGUUAUACAAGCUCAUCUGCACAAGCAUCAGAGACAAGCUCUAACAUUCAUGCAACAGCGCGAGCAAGGCUGGGCUCUCGGGACCCAUACCUAUGAUAUUUGGGAGAUAUCUGACUCUACACAAGGUCGAUAUUUCAUUAACCGGAUCUCUAACACGCAUCAACAAGAUCCACCUCAGCAAUUUUCUGGGGGUAUAAUUGCAGAUCCAAUGGGCCUUGGCAAAACACUCACCAUGAUUGCUUUGGCCGCAAGCGACUUGGAUCACAAAAAUGUCGACCCGAUGGACCUUUCGUUCGGCCAUGACAGCAAGCCGAUGGUUCAGGCCACGUUGAUUGUUGUACCACAACCGUUGCUUGGUACGUGGGAAGAACAGUUAAGAGAUCACGUGAAGACAAAUGGGCUGAGGUUUUGUCGACAUCAUGGAAAGUCCCGACUAAAUACACUAUCGGAUAUCGACUCCAGGAACGUAGUGCUUACCACAUACCACACAUUAUCAGCAGACUGGCAAGCAGCGAAGGGGAAAGGUGAUCAUAUCGUCUUUUCCGUCAGGUGGAGAAGAGUAGUCCUAGAUGAAGCUCACAUCGUACGCAACCUCAAGGCUCGCAUGGCUCGUGCUAUCUGCGACCUUGAUGCAGUAUCGAGAUGGGCUGUUACCGGCACACCGAUUCAGAACAGCCUGAAUGACCUUGCAGCUCUUUUGAAGUUCAUACGAGCGUUUCCAUACGACGAGCCAAAACACUUCGACAGAGACAUUUCCAGGUUGUGGAAGUCAGGCGAGGACGCAGAGGCAGUCCAAAGGCUCAAAAGAGUGGCGAGAUGCCUCGUUCUGCGCCGCGCAAAACACACCAUUGAUCUCCCGCCACGCCACGACCAAAUUUGUGCGGUUGAGUUCAGUCCUGCGGAGAAGGUACUGUAUGAUACCAUCCGCCAGCAAACUAUCCGCAGAAUCGACGAUGCUCUUCAACAUGAGCUGGAGAUCUCAACUUCCGGGGUCUACGUCAACGUCCUCCAGCAGCUCGAAAGCAUGCGAUUAGUCUGCGAUCUCGGUCUGCACUAUCAGAGUCGGCACGAGAAGAAGCCGUCUCAUGAAAGUCUAGACUGGUCGAUUGUAGCACAAGAGACGUUCAACACUCAGCGUGAGAUGGAACCCAUCAUAUGCUCUCAAUGCACAUCCGCGCUUGAUCUCACUGGAACGUAUAUGGACGAUGUUGCCCAAGAAGCUCCGCUAUUCUCUCAGUGCUUGAAGUAUGCUUGUCCAAAUUGCGCACGUCGGCUGCGCUCUGCAAAGCAGAAGAUGGUCUGUGGACAUACGCCUAGAUGUCCUGUCGCCCGCGUAUCGAUCUUUGAUGCGGCAUUAGAAGAGACACCUGGCCAUCUUGGGUCCUCACCCCGGGAAAUUCUCACCGAACCACCUUCAAAGGUAAAGGCACUCAUAGAUGAUCUGCAAAAGCAGCCGUCGGACGUCAAGAGCAUCGUAUUUUCAACGUGGCGCCUUACACUAGACGUUAUAGAAAGCGGCUUGAACCAACACAAUAUCUCAUGCGUUCGUUUCGAUGGAAAAGUGCCACAGACGCAGCGCCAAGUCGUUCUCAACCGCUUCAAGACCGACCCCAAUGUUCGCAUUAUGCUCUUGACACUGUCGUGCGGAGCAGUCGGUCUUACAUUGACUGAAGCAUCGCGGGCUUACCUCAUGGAGCCUCACUGGAACCCCACAAUUGAAGAACAAGCACUCGCACGUAUCCAUCGCAUCGGCCAAACACGCCCCGUGACUACCGUGCGGUUCUACGUCCAAGGCUCUUUCGAGAAACGCGUCAUGGAGGUUCAGGAAUCGAAGAAGAACCUUGCCGGCGUGCUGUUAUCCGGCCACGACGGCGGACAGGCUGAUGAUAGCCUGGGGGCGCUGCAGGGAAGAUGUACGUUUAUGACUCUCGCUCUGAUUGGUAGAACAGCAUAG
Molecule: messenger RNA, 2346 nt
Organism: Paraphaeosphaeria sporulosa
Lineage: Eukaryota; Fungi; Ascomycota; Dothideomycetes; Pleosporales; Didymosphaeriaceae
Exons: 5
Coding region: 1-2346 (781 amino acids)
Molecular function (GO): ATP-dependent chromatin remodeler activity; ATP binding
Source: RefSeq, a predicted model, not a curated record